Alligator sinensis (Chinese alligator) is the source of this 2000-nucleotide messenger RNA. RefSeq names its product nucleoredoxin like 1 (gene NXNL1). Gene Ontology annotation, biological process: photoreceptor cell maintenance. NCBI's taxonomy places the organism in Eukaryota, Metazoa, Chordata, Crocodylia, Alligatoridae. Gene Ontology annotation, cellular component: mitochondrion. The transcript is spliced from 3 exons. The record is from RefSeq and is a predicted model, not a curated record. The coding region runs from base 1376 to 1996 and encodes 206 amino acids.
AGUGAGGUGGGGUUGGGGAUGGGGGCUGGGGCUGGGGCAGAGCGCGUCCUUGCUCCCCAAGGCAAGGCGGGGACGGGGGCUGGAGCUCAGGGCUGGCGCCGGGCAACUACUCCUCUCCCCAGCCAUAGAUCCUCCAAGAAAGGGAGAGAGAAGCUCUCUAAGACUAAUAGCAGUCGCUCCUUGCAGACCAAAUAUGUCCCAAGUGUCUUCUCUGCAGCAGCUCCUCCAUGGGUAUCCCUGCCACCCCAAAUUAAAAUCAUCUGAGAUCAAAGAGAAGAUUUGCUGUGCUGCAAUCAGAGGCUCAAGUGAGGUUUGCAUAAUGCAGGUGGGGAGAGACUGCAGGACUCCAGGGAUCUGCUCUGCUCCCCAGUCCCGACGCCAUGUGCCUCCUCGCUCCCCAAGGCAAGGUGAGGUGGGAGCUGGGGGCUUGUUCAUUUAGGAAUCACACAAAGUCUGUUAUCUUCUCGCUCUCAAAAUUGGGAAAUAGUCCUGUUCCAUGGAAACGGGUUAGCUGUAUUUAUGUCCAUCCAUCCAUCCAUCCAUAACCUGCCAUAACAAGGGAAAGGUGACCGGAAAAGACAUUUGCACCCCACACACAUUUCCCUUAAUUAGAUAAAUUUACGAAAAUGUAAAUGAUCACACCUUUAAAAAAAACAUACGCAUAGACUAAAAUUAUAAAUGAAAAUCUUUUAUUAGCUUAGGUGAAUACAGGAAUACCACCAAAAAGCUUCUGAAUAGUAGCCAAGAGCAAAUACUGCCUGAGAAUACCAGCCAUGGUUCUGAAUAACAGUGUGCACCGAAAGGAGGAGGUGGGACCAAAGUGGCAUGCUCACAGACUGAAGCAGCGUGCUCACAGAUUGCUACACCUUAGAGGGAACAUUGAUAAUCAUCAGUGAACCUGCUUUACCACCAGCAAAUUAUCAGAAUUUGUAAUCAUGGUAGGUCUUGCUGAAUACCUGUUAUAGUUUAUUAGCUAUUCUGGAUAGUUAAGCAGCAGCCACUAUAUCAGUUUUAAAAGAUUAAAGAUGACUUUGCAGAGUUUGAGUCCUCAGUUUAUUAAUAGCUCAGUAGAUGAAAUACAACAGACAGAUUAUUGGAUUUACUAUAAACUCAACCAACCCUUCAACCUAGUAGCAAGACUGAAGCAUUAUCUUCAGUUUUAUGAUGCAGACAACAUACAGAAGGAAAGGUUCUAAUGACAAACACCUGUAGGCAAACUUCAUGAGCCACACAAAAAGACAGACUCUGAAGAAACUGCACAAGAUUUCCUUCGCACUGAGUUUCCAAAUACCAGAAUGGAACUGUGCCUUGCAAAACCUCCAAAAUGGAUUAAUUAUUUAACUAACAGUAUCAACCUGAAUGCCUAGCCUUAGCUAUGGCUUCCCUUUUUACUGGGAAGAUCCUGAUUGUAAACAACAAGGACUGUGAUGAGCUGGACACAGAGCAUGAACUUCGUCGAAGGUUGGAAAACAAAGUGAUGCUGCUUUAUUUUGGAUCUGGUGAAUGUCCUCGAUGCCAGGAAUUCUCUCCGGUCCUCAAAGAUUUCUUUGUGAGACUCACUGAUGAGUUCUAUGUGGAAAGAGCUUCCCAGCUGGUCCUGGUGUAUGUCUCUCAGGAUGAAACAGAGAAAAAACAAGAAAAGUUCCUGAAGACCAUGCCAAAAAGAUGGCUGUCCCUGCCUUUCCAGGAUGAGUUUAAAAGGGAGCUGGAGUCAAUGUUUGUUGUGUGUGACAUGCCUGUAGUGGUGGUACUGAAGCCCAAUGGAGAAGUGAUUUCUGGGAAUGCUGUGGAGGAAAUCAAGUGUCUGGGUCCUGCCUGUUUCAAGAAUUGGGAGGAAGCUGCUGACCUGAUCAACAGGAAUUUUCUCCUGGCAGAGGAUUUUGAUGACAUGUCCCUGAGAAGCAUCACUGACCCCAUCCGCCGCCUCAAGUACAAGCUGGACAAGAAGAUGAAGAAAGAAGAGAGGGAAAAUGAAGAGGAAGAUGCUAUGUCCUGAUCAC